CUAAAAACUGGGAUCAGUGUAUGAUGUUGAGCUCUCAGGCCCCGCCCCAAGGGGGCGUGUCUUCCUCAGGACCUCAUCCUCCAGCCUUGCAUAGGCUGCCUCCAACAAGCCCGGCCCUGCCUCCGACCUCUCCUCAGAUAGCGUAUGAAGGACGGGUUUCUCUGCUCUCCAACUCCGGGACGGGAGAAGCUUGGCCUCAUCCUCCACAUUUUCAGCAGUUUAACAGCCUCAACUUCAACCUUAUCCACAACCCUUUCUCCAGGAAGGAAUCUGAUCUUGGGUAUGGUCUGGAGCAGGAUAGAGAAACGUCUCCGAGUAGUGCUGGAUCUCCAAGGACGGAUGAAACCAUUGAUAAAUCCUCGGACAAACUCGACAGAUCUAAUGAUAUCUUGGAAAAAUCCUUUGAUACAAAACCUGAUCAAGGACGGACGGAGGAGGAGAAAACCUCUCUAGAUAUUCUCAAGGAGCAUAUUAGAGCACAGCUCCCGAACCCUCCGACGGAGGAGGACGAUGUUGAGGGCAGGUCUCCGGAUGAGAGAAGUUCUCCAGGGGAGGAGGAGAACUUGGUCGUACCCCCGUCCCUCUCUAUACGUCGGGACAUACAAGAGGAGGGAAGAUCAGAGGACCUCCGAAAUAUAUCGGAGGAGAAGGGUGAGGAGUUUGAGGAGGAAGAAGAAGAACUUAGGAUAGAUGAAGAAAUGGAAGAAGAGGAACGAGACUUGGAUCAAUUUGAAACCCUGGAUAAAAGCGUAGAGAAGCUUAAUCCGUUUGUUGGAUUUCAACCAUACCUAGCGCUGAAAAAUGAAGAGGAUGGACUUAAUUCGUUGGAGAAAUUGCAACAGGUUUUGAACAAUCGAAUGUUCAGUCCGCGUGACAGGACUGUUGAACAGAUAAGGGCGGAACCGAACGGAAACGGAAACCAUGUUGAUGAGAACGGAGAGUUUAGGUUCAUAUUACCCCCAGAUGAGGAGGGCAUGGUUUAUCAAUGCCAUCUUUGUUCUUUUACAGCCACAACUCGAAUCCAGUUUAACGCCCAUGUAAACUCUCACUAUACCUUCCAGUGCGUCAAAUGUGAUUUUGAGGAUAAGAGCGAGAGUAUUUAUGUUCGACACCUGAAAGAGGAGCAUAACUGUACUCCGGAGGAUCUAGAAGAGGCUGAGGUUCGAGUGCCAAGAGUUAAUUCUCAGGGGAAAGUAAAAACCUUCAAGUGCAAGCAAUGUGAGUUUGUUGCUGUCACCAAAAUAGAGUUCUGGAAACACGGACGAGGACACAUCAAGCCUGAGAAACUGCUCUGUUGUCCUAAAUGUAUUUUUGUAACUGAAUACAAACAUCAUCUCGAGUACCAUCUUCGUAACCAUUAUGGAACUAAACCGUUUAAAUGUACCCACUGCAACUACAGCUGUGUAAACAAGUCUAUGCUGAAUAGUCACAUGAAGUCUCACACCAACGUCUACCAGUAUAGAUGCGCUGAUUGCACGUACGCUACGAAAUAUUGCCAUUCCCUGAAACUUCAUUUGAGAAAAUACGGUCACAAGCCAGCAAUGGUUCUCAACAAUGAUGGAAGUCCAAACCCUCUUCCCGCGAUGGAGAUGUUUGGCGGAAAGCGUCCUAAGGGAAGGAAGGAGGACAUGUAUCCACCAACCAUGCUGCCCCAAUUCCCCUCCAUUCCUCCCAACUUCAUGCAAAUGCAACUUCAGCACUUACAGAACCAGUUUGGACAUCCCAAGAUGCCCCAACCCCCUCCCCAGUUCCAUCUCGAAGACCCUGGCAAGUACGCUCAGAAACUCGGAGAAGCAUCAAACGGAAACCACUCCCCAACCUUUAUGGGCGGAGACGAACAAAUGGGUUGCGAUAAGUGCGAAUUUUCAACAUCUUCUAAAGAGGUUUUCAGAAAUCAUCUCAUGCUGCACGCCAGCUCAGAACGAAGCGCGCUUCAUCAUCUGCUCACAUCACCGCUCCAGCACGGAAAGCGAUCAUUCUCCGACCUGAACAAGUCUGGGGAGGACUUCUCUUAUUCUCCGAGGAUCCGGAGUAGGAGUCCAUCCUCUCCCUCCUCAUCCUUCGGUAUGAGAAGUAUAGAUAAAUCAGAUUCACCAACAAGUACUUCAUCCUUUCCUCCACACCUCUCAUACUUUAACAAGCUUGCCAUGUCGAGCCCUCUUCUUCAAGGACUAGUUCCUAAUCCUGCAAUAAGAGCACUUAUGGAGGAGCGACACAAGGAGGCUCUCAGGGAAGAACGUCACAAGGAAUCGAUGAGAACCACACCCGACUCUAUGAGAGACUCCUUGAGAGACACCCCGGAGUCCCCGUUGUCCCGUGAAGGUGCCCCUCUGCCCCCAAACAAGAGACAUAAAUCUGAUAUAUUCUCUGCUCUCUACGCCAGUAGGAUGAAUGAGAUUGAGAAAGCUGAGUCUCCGAAUGGAGCCUUGGACCUUAGUAAGGAAACAGUAAUUGGAGGCGGUUCACAUGGAAGCUCCUCCGAUGUGGAUACUGGUAGUAAUCCGCGAAGCCAUUCCUCCAGUCCGGCGCUGUCCUCUAACAGCAAGAACAGGAGGAAGGGGAAGGCUUUUAAGAUAGAGCGGCGGACAGAUCGGGACUCAGAGGAGGAAUGCGUCAGUUCAGCCAUGCCGAGCCUAGUUCCCAUUCCACGCAGCGCGCACGAGGACCCGUUCCAGAAUAGUACAGCGUGUAAAUUUUGCGGAAUUGCGUUCCAGAAUUCUGUGAUGUUCCGGAUGCACAUGGAUUAUCAUGGAUUUGAGGAUCCGUUUAAAUGUUCCCAUUGUGGGGAAGAGGCAGUUGAUGCCCUUGCGUUUUUUCUUCACAUUGCCCGGCGAGAACAUGUAUAGUCUAUUACACAAGAAAAUUUUCGCAUUUUUUUUGCAUAUUUAACAUAAUGGCUAAAUUUUUACUAGAAGCGUGGCAAUUUCUGUAAUUUAUUCUCUUGAUAAAAUUACAAUUUUAGCGAGAAAAAAAUGCAAAUUGAUUGUAGUUGUUUGAUCAAUUUUUAAAUCAAAGAUAAAAAUAAAUCUAUUUUAUAUCAACGUAUAUGUACAUAAUAAAAACUAUGUCCUAUAACUGAUCUGGAGUUAAUGUUGAAACUGUUCUCCUGGUCGGCUCUAGUGCUUCGUGAUUUCCUAAUGAUUAUAGUCCUGUUAACAUACGCCACAUUGUAAUAUAUUGUUCCUCAAUUUACGGGUUUUCAAAUGCUGAUCGAUAAUCAAAAAGAAAACAAGCUUUCAAAUAAUUAUUUUUUAUAACUUUAAUAUUUUUCAAAGUAAAACAUGUGUUGAUUUGUCAAAGAAUUUAUUGGAUGGAAAUAUUAUGAGGCUUGUUUACUUGAACCAGUGUACAUAAAAGUUAUUUAAUGUACAUAAGUAGAGUGCCCUGUACCUGCUGUAAACGUACGGCAGUGUUGUACUUUAUCUAGUAUUUUCUGAAAUAUAUUGCUUAGCAAAAUGA
Molecule: messenger RNA, 3459 nt
Organism: Eurytemora carolleeae
Lineage: Eukaryota; Metazoa; Arthropoda; Copepoda; Calanoida; Temoridae
Gene: hb
Product: protein hunchback
Exons: 11
Coding region: 21-2846 (941 amino acids)
Biological process (GO): regulation of transcription by RNA polymerase II
Molecular function (GO): DNA-binding transcription factor activity, RNA polymerase II-specific; RNA polymerase II transcription regulatory region sequence-specific DNA binding
Source: RefSeq, a predicted model, not a curated record